UUAGUGGUUAGUUGACAAGAGUAGCUUCCCUUAGACCACACAGUAGCCCUCGAUGAUGGAAGAGGACGAGCUUCUUGCCUUGAAGUCCAUUUACUGUUUGCCCGGAGAGCUGGACAUCGUACAUGGGGAUGGAAAGGACAUCCAAGUGACAGUCCAGCUUCACAGAGAUGACGGGGUAGAUGUAAAGGUAGUGUUGGACGUCACACCAUCCUACCCCCACACACCUCCAGAUGUGUCAAUUCUCAGUGCGGCCAUUGAUAAGAGUGUGUCCAAAACUCUACGAGACACAGCCAACCAACAUGCAACAGACAAUACUGGCAGUCCAAUGUUAAUUGAGUUGAUUUCUGUACUUCAAGACAAACUGUCGACACUGUCGCUGCAUCAGACUGAAGAUGAAAUUGGCUCCCCGAUGAGCCGGGAGCCAGAGAGGAUGACACUGAUGCUUCGUCUUGAUCACAUGAGGGCCAAGUCUCAGUACAUUAAAACUAUAAGGAGGUGGACAGGCGAACUUGGUUUGGACGGGAGACUAGUGUUCUGGAACAAACUCAUUCUCAUCCUCCUGCAAGGACACCAGUCUAGCCUGAAGGAGUACCUGGUUCGUCACAAGUCUGUCAACAUUGAUGUUGAUUCCCGCGGCCAUCCCUGUAAGGAGAAGAUGAUGUCUGUGUUGUGUGAGACGUCACUGCCAGCCAGCGCUAGAUUUGAAGAUUUCAAAGUUGUUGAAUGUGAGUCAUCAAAGGAUCUGAAGAAAUUGUUUGAUGAGCAUAGAAUGGAAGAGCUGUAUGUAAACUAUUUACAGACAAUAAAAGGUUUUACGUAACUAAAA
Messenger RNA from Haliotis rubra (blacklip abalone), 826 nucleotides. Its product is annotated as RWD domain-containing protein 3-like. NCBI's taxonomy places the organism in Eukaryota, Metazoa, Mollusca, Gastropoda, Lepetellida, Haliotidae. Gene Ontology annotation, biological process: positive regulation of protein sumoylation; positive regulation of hypoxia-inducible factor-1alpha signaling pathway. Bases 53 to 820 code for a protein of 255 amino acids. Gene Ontology annotation, molecular function: protein binding. The record is from RefSeq and is a predicted model, not a curated record. The transcript has 4 exons.